GCGCCCUCGCUGGCCCCGCCCCCUCCGGCCCCCGGCCGGGCAGGGCCGAGCAGCCAUUUUGGGCAGAGCUUUGUUAUGGUUCUGAGGCCGCAGGAGGCAGCGAGAGGGGCCUGGCCGUGACUACCAUUCCUGUCUCACCUCUUUGAUGGAAGAGGGCUAUGACCCCGAAGUGAACUCUCCACUGUAGAACAAGAAGCUCUUGUGAAAUAAUUGUGUCCCUAUAAAAGCAGCACCCAGUCUACAAAAAAUAGAAGACAUUAUUUUUUAAUCUGGCUUUUUUUUUUUUGUUCAUGUGACCUAUGUUUCAGCAUGUAAAUGGUGAAAAACAGGGAAAACCUUUGUGCCUGCUUUUGAGCUUUAUAUCAAGUAGUGCUUAGUGCAUUAACCCAAGUUAGGUGAAGAUCAGAGUAUAUCCUAACAUUCUUUUUUUUUUUUAACUAUUUUACCUUUUUUUAGCAGAUGUAUGUGAUAAAAAUGAAGUUUAUAUUUUAAGAGCACUUGGGCAGAUGAUGCUUCUUUAGAUCUCAGCAUUUGGGGCAAACAUUGGGGUUUUUUUAUAUAACAUCGUUUUUCCAAAGUGUUCAGCUUGAUUUGCUGCAGAUCAUGAGUUAUCCAGCAGAUUUGGGUGUAUCUGCUCAGUAUUAACCAUGAUGUUGCUCUGAAUGUUGUCAUGCAGACUUGACAUACCUUUUGGUAAUGUAAAGGCUGACUUCCGGACUACUACGACCAGAGGAAAUUUAAUGAGGUGAACGUGGUCGUGGCUUUUUUCUUAAUAUAAAUUACCUUCUUAGGUAUCUUUUUUGUAGUGAGAGUACAAAGAGAGGUUAAAAUGAGCAGCUGAGGGGGUGAAGGGUAUUGUUGGCACGAAGUGCGGCCUCUCGUGCUCAGCUUCGAGACGCACUGUUGCCUCAAGGCUGGCCUUACGGCAUACUGGAGAAAGAAGGAACCCAGAGGACAGUGAAGCACAGAAACUGAGGACAUUGGACUGCAGAGGCCAAACUCAGGUAGAAGUUGCUAUGACGUGUUGGAAUCACUAAAUGCUUGGAGUUGGAAGAGACCUCUAGAGAUCAUCCAGUCCAACCCCCUGCUAAAGCAGAUUCAUCUUGUUCAGAGUGCACAGGAACAUGUCCAGAUCCUGGCCAUGAGGUUUGAUGCCUCAUUUUAUUGAAGGGAGACACUGGACCUAAAUGGCGCAGCAUGACUUUGUUCCUGCCUGGCUUAACUUCUCAACGCCACAGUCAACCAAGUCCCCUGCAGCCACCUUUGAGAAACAUGGAGAGCAUCUUCCCCGGGGAGAGGGCCGCUUUGGGGUGAGCCGUAGGAGACACAACUCUUCUGAUGGAUUUUUCAAUAACGGGCCCCUCCGAACUGCGGGAGACUGCUGGCAUCAGCCGUCCCUUCUUCGCCAUGAUUCUGUAGAUUCUGGUGUUUCUAAAGGAGCUCAUGUUGGGCUUUCUGGCAGUCAGCCUGGCUGGCAUGGUCCCUCACGGGGCCAUGAUGGUGGGAACCAGCGUGGUGGAGGAGGAACUGGAGUUCAUCGCCACUGGAAUGGCAACUUCCAUUCUCGGAAAAGUUCUGCCUUUCAAGAAAAGCUGCCUGUUGAAUCCAGGGAAGAGAAGAAGGACGAUAAAGAGCAGUUGCAAUUUGAGGAAGAAGACUUUCCAUCUUUGAAUCCAGAAGCUGGAAGACACAACCACCAGAACAAACCUUUAGGGACACCUUCUGGAGUAUGGGAAAACCCCCCUAGUGCCAAGCAACCUACCAAGAUGCUGGUCAUCAAAAAGGUUUCAAAAGAGGAUCCUGCUGCCGCCUUCUCAGCUGCAUUUACAUCACCUGUUUCUCACCUGGCAAAUGGCAACAAAGCCACUACCAUUGUCCCAAGUGUCUACAAAAAUCUGGUUCCUAAACCUGCAGCUCCCCCUUCCAAGCCAAGCCCAUGGAAAGCCAACAGAAGUGAACACAAACCAGGCUCGCUCUCCUCCAGCCGUGACUCUGCCUUUACCAGUCCAGUGUCUGUAACCAAACCAGCGGUACUGGCCAGCAGCUCAGUGCUCACCUCUCCCAAAGAGAGUCCUUCCAGCACCACCCCUCCCAUCGAGAUCUGCUCCUCACGCCUGACCAAGCUGAUGCGCCGCACCACUGAUAAAAAGAGCGAGUUCCUGAAGGCACUGAAGGAUGACAGGAAUGGGGAGAUAACAGAGAACAGAGAAUGUGACAAGCUGGAUGAUAUGGAGAGCAACAGCACACCAGAACCAAAGGAAAACUGGGAAGAGAACUGCCAUCAGAACGGCCUUUCUCUCCCUUUGCCGGAGGAGGGGGAAAACCUCUCUCAUUCAUUGGAAGCAGAACACAGGUUACUGAAAGAAAUGGGAUGGCAGGAGUAUCCUGAAAAUGAUGAAAACUACCUUCCCCUCACAGAGGAUGAGCUCAGAGAGUUCCAGAUUAAAUCAGAGCAGCGAAGAAGAAACGGAUUUGGGAAGAACGGAUUUCUUCAGGGCCGCGGCUCCAGCCUGUUGUUCCACUGGAGAAGCACUUUCAAGACAAAGAUUGAGGACUCAGACACAGAAACCAGUAGCAGCGAGACGUCAGAUGAUGAUGCCUGAGAGCGGGCACCAGAAAAGUUAAAAUAAAUAAACCCAACCCAAUAAACUCAGUUCAUAGUUCACCACGUGUUUGGGGUUGUAUAAACAGAGUUUAUUCUGUCUCCGGUCUCUUCAGUUUGGGGCUCGUUUGGGGGUUUGUUUUCCUUUUCUUUUCUGUUUGUUUGUUUCCUUUUCGUUGUUGAUACUUCAUGCACAAGGGAAAUAAUUGUAUCCCAAAGAAGAGAGAGGAAAAAUUGGCUUCUUUAGCUUUUUUUCUUUUGGUUUUGCCCUAAUGCUUACUAGAAGUUUGUGCAGCUAGCAAGUUUUGACAGUGAUCCCUUGCGGGGGUGGGGGCGGGACACCAGUGGCCCCACCGAUCUGACUGAUCUUGGCAACAACAAGCUUCUAACAGUGUCGCCCCGCGGCGGGCAACAGUGUGCUAAAACAAUCAUUGUCAAUGACAAAAUGGCUAUUGAAGUUCUAAUUAUGUUUAAAUUAAUGCUAAUACCAUGGAUUCUUUUGUUGUUCUCUGGUUUUUGCGGCUCGGGGGGAGCUUCAUCACUUAACCAGGCGUUUGUGGUUUUCUUCUCUUUUUGGGUUUAUUGUUUGUUUUGUUUCUUUUUUUUCCUUUUGGGUACAGCUGUAAAAUAUUUGGAUAUAGGACUUGUUUGUGUUCUUCUUCUUGCAGCCUUGAUAUUCAGGGUGGAUUGUAAAAUAUAAAUUUUUUGUGAGAUUUCAAAGAUUAAGAUUAUUUUGAUAACAUUAUUUACAGAUUUAAAAAGAAAAAGAAGUGACUAUCACAUUGAGUCUGUAUGAGGGGGAAAAAAAACUACUGCAUCAAAAAUAACUAACUUGGAAUAAAUAUUUUGCAUCAGUUUGCCAA
Colius striatus (speckled mousebird) is the source of this 3465-nucleotide messenger RNA. It is a transcript of the gene GPBP1L1, whose product is annotated as GC-rich promoter binding protein 1 like 1. The record is from RefSeq and is a predicted model, not a curated record. Gene Ontology annotation, cellular component: nucleus. The transcript has 13 exons. The coding region runs from base 1188 to 2603 and encodes 471 amino acids. Gene Ontology annotation, molecular function: RNA binding; DNA binding. Gene Ontology annotation, biological process: positive regulation of DNA-templated transcription; DNA-templated transcription. Lineage: Eukaryota; Metazoa; Chordata; Aves; Coliiformes; Coliidae.